Molecule: messenger RNA, 607 nt
Organism: Nicrophorus vespilloides
Lineage: Eukaryota; Metazoa; Arthropoda; Insecta; Coleoptera; Silphidae
Gene: Ntf-2
Product: probable nuclear transport factor 2
Exons: 5
Coding region: 124-516 (130 amino acids)
Biological process (GO): protein import into nucleus
Cellular component (GO): nuclear pore central transport channel
Source: RefSeq, a predicted model, not a curated record
GGUUGGUAACAUUAACCAAUUUUAGGCAGCAGAACGGCAAGGAGAUAGAAGUGAUCGCAAUUGUGUCACUCUUAUAGGAAUAAGAAUUUAUUUAAGGCCCAGAACAGGAAUCAAAAUAGAAUUAUGGCAUUAAAUCCACAAUACGAGGCUAUAGGGAAAGGGUUCGUCCAACAAUAUUACGCUCUCUUCGACGAUCCCGCCCAGAGGCCCAAUUUAGUUAAUAUGUACAAUAUUGAAAGCUCCUUCAUGUCCUUUGAAGGCACGCAACUGCAGGGCUCUGUUAAGAUAAUGGAAAAGUUGACGAGCCUAUCGUUUCAAAAGAUAAAUAGAGUUAUAACUGCUGUUGAUUCCCAGCCAAUGUUUGAUGGUGGUGUUUUAAUAAAUGUCCUCGGAAGGUUGCAGACUGACGAAGACAUACCUCACGCAUACGUUCAAACAUUUGUACUGAAACCUAUUGAGGGAAGUUUUUUUGUUCAGCAUGACACUUUCCGCCUAGUUCUACAUGAUACUAUUUAGCUUCGUGAAGCUGACGAAGAUCCAGCACAUGCAUAUUCACAAGUGUUUGUAUUGAAACCCUUAGGUAAUUCAUUCUUUGUUCAGCAUGACA